Euleptes europaea (tarantolino) is the source of this 885-nucleotide messenger RNA. It is a transcript of the gene TNFRSF14, whose product is annotated as TNF receptor superfamily member 14. Gene Ontology annotation, biological process: positive regulation of peptidyl-tyrosine phosphorylation; defense response to Gram-positive bacterium; immune response. Gene Ontology annotation, molecular function: transmembrane signaling receptor activity; protein binding. Lineage: Eukaryota; Metazoa; Chordata; Lepidosauria; Squamata; Sphaerodactylidae. The record is from RefSeq and is a predicted model, not a curated record. Gene Ontology annotation, cellular component: membrane; external side of plasma membrane. The transcript has 7 exons.
AUGAAAUGGAUCCGUCAAGAAGGACUGGAGAGAUAAGUUGAGCUGGGUCUGGCCCGAACAAAGUCUCUUUCCUCUCUUCUCUUUUGGCAGAUUUUCACCAGCAAAAUCUUUGCAACACUUCUGCUCUGCUUGGAAGCCUGCCUCGACGGGGAGUACGAAAUUAACAGGGAAUGUUGUCCUAUGUGUGGCCCAGGAUACAGAGUCUCCAAACACUGCACCUCUUCUUCCAGUACAAGCUGCCUCCCUUGUACGCAGGGGACAUACACAGAUCAUCCACAUGGUCUGACACAUUGCUUUUCAUGUCGAACCUGCGAUUCAGGAUCCAACUUGACUAUUAAAGAAAGAUGCACCUAUACCAAGAACGCAGUGUGUGCAUGUGCUUCAGGUUAUUACUGCACACAUCUUACUUCUGAAGACUGUGACUCAUGUCAAAAGCACACCGUCGCCCAACCCGGUUAUAUGGUGACACAGGCUGGCACAGAAACUACCGAUACCCAGUAUGCGCCCUGCCCGCCUGGCACCUUUUCAACAGAAGCAAUGUCCUUCUCUUGCAAAUCGUGGACCAACUGCAGUGAAUCAGGAGAAACAGAAGAAAAAGCAGGAACCACAACUUCCGAUGCCGUUUGCAAAAAAACACACACAGAUGGCAACAAAGACAGCCACGGUCCCACAAUAAUAAUUGUAAUCUCUAGCCUCUUCGGUGUAUCGCUUGUUGCCACAGUAGUAUACUUCUUCUGGAGAAAAAAGAGGAAGCCCAAAAGAACAGUUGCUGCUAAGCAAGAGGAAGAUUGCUACUACCGUGUCCCGGAGUCCGAGACCAAUAUGGUGGAGCCUGUCGAGGAAACAACUCAAAACUGCAGCAAGCCGGCAUACCAAGCUGUUUGA